GUAAAAAAAAAAGUGUGCUCCACAGCUCCAGUUUGAAAUACGGAUGAAAUCUAACGUCCGUUCCUUCCCACCUCUCUCUCUCAUUCGUCCGGUUGGCGUGCAUAAUUCUCCUUCGUCUUCUCCAAUGUCUCCGCCCUCCGACGACGGAGGCACCGACCGCCCCGCCAGCCCCUCGCCGGAGGACGCGGUGGUUUCCGGCAAGAUCUCGCCGGAUUCCGCCGGCCCGAGAUGCCGGAUCCCGGACCCUCCGGCCGCCCCCCGUCCUGCUCGUCCAGUUCGCAUUCCGAGAACGGAGGAGGAGUGGAGGAGAUUCCGGCGGUGCGUCCGGGCCACCGGUAAGGGUUUCGCCAUUGGGGCCGGCCUCAAGGGGGGCCUCGCCCUCUUCUCGAUCCUCGUCCGUCUGCGGAGCCGCAGAUCCGCCGGAUCUUCUGCCAGAAAGAUGGGUGCGAUUACGAAUGAGGAGGCGGUGGUGGAGGCGGUGAAGGAGACGUUAAGAUAUGGAUUGUUUCUGGGUACGUUUGCCGGAACUUUUGUUUCAGUUGAUGAAUGCAUUGCUGCUAUUGGGGGCGAUAAGAGCACUGCAGGCUGGAGGGCACUGGUAGCAGGACUAUUUGCUGGUCCAUCAAUGGUCUUGACAGGACCAAAUACACAGCACGUUAGCUUGGCUACAUACAUUCUUAUGCGUGCUUCUGUUCUAGCAUCCCGCUGUGGGAUAAAGAGCAAACGAUUUGGAAAUGUUUGUAAACCUUUGGCUUGGCCGUAUGGUGAUAUAUUCCUUAUGUGCCUGUCCUCUUCACAAAUAUUGUCUGCUUACAUUUUGAAGCAGGACAGUUUACCGUCAUCAUACAAAUCAUUUCUUAAUAAGCAUGGUGCAAAGGAUGUUGUUAUUCUGCAGGGAGUGAAGGAUAUUGCAUGUAACAUUCCUUUCACCAACUUAGAGGCGAUUGAGAAGUAUUACGGGUCCUUGGGUGUUGACAAAAAACUAGACCCUAGUAUGAAAGUACCCUGUUCAAUUGUUCAUGGUAAUCAAUCUUGUGUUGGGCAUUUCUUUUCUUUCCUUUUACAAGCAUAUAGAAGGGCCUUGCCUGUUUAUCUACCAGUAUACUUGGUUCCUGCACUUAUAGUUCAUCGUCAGGGCCUCUUGAAAAGGCCAUACACAAUUCUGGGGAAAAGUCUUCUGGGUACCGCAAGAUCUAGUCUGUUUCUCUCCAUAUACUGUUCAUCAGCCUGGGCUUGGACUUGCCUGCUUUUCAGAACUCUUAAGAGAUGCAAUAUUCCACUGGUUGCAAUGGCAACGUUUCCUACUGGCCUGGCAUUGCUAAUUGAGAAGAAGAGCAGGAGGAUUGAGAUAUCUCUAUAUUGCCUAGCCCGAGCCAUUGAGAGCUUUUUCACAUGCAUGGUAGAUGCUGGACUGUGCCCUCAAGCAUCAAAGCUAAAGCGAGCUGAUGUAAUUGUGUUUAGUUUUGCAACAGCCAUCAUCAUGCACUGCUAUGCACAGGAAAGAGAGGUGUUUCGCUCCAAAUACCUGAAUGUUCUUGACUGGGUAUUUGGUGUGCCACCUGCGUCUGAUGAUGAGCAUGAUAAAAAAUGCUAAGAGAAUUAGGGAACAUUGCUAGUUCAGCAGAGGAGUUCUGUAAAUUUAUAUAAUUGUUAGUGUGAGUCAGUUUUGAUUAUAAAGCAUGACCCUAUAGUGGCCCCAUUAGUGCCGGUUGUGGGGUGGAGAAACCAGGCUGAUUGAUGUUUUCUCAGCGUACAUUGCAGGCUUCAGCAAGAUAUCAUUAUUAUAUAUAGCCUGUUACACACUAACCA
Elaeis guineensis (African oil palm) is the source of this 1809-nucleotide messenger RNA. RefSeq lists its product as uncharacterized. Lineage: Eukaryota; Viridiplantae; Streptophyta; Magnoliopsida; Arecales; Arecaceae. The record is from RefSeq and is a predicted model, not a curated record.